Molecule: messenger RNA, 3889 nt
Organism: Otolemur garnettii (small-eared galago)
Lineage: Eukaryota; Metazoa; Chordata; Mammalia; Primates; Galagidae
Gene: LIN7C
Product: lin-7 homolog C, crumbs cell polarity complex component
Exons: 5
Coding region: 32-625 (197 amino acids)
Biological process (GO): protein localization to basolateral plasma membrane; maintenance of epithelial cell apical/basal polarity; neurotransmitter secretion
Cellular component (GO): MPP7-DLG1-LIN7 complex; cell-cell junction; synapse
Molecular function (GO): L27 domain binding
Source: RefSeq, a predicted model, not a curated record
UUUCCUGUGGGUCUGAAGGCUAAGAGAGAAGAUGGCGGCGUUGGGAGAACCCGUGCGGCUGGAGAGGGAUAUUUGUAGAGCAAUUGAAUUGUUGGAAAAACUACAAAGGAGUGGAGAGGUGCCCCCACAGAAACUUCAGGCUUUACAAAGGGUCCUUCAAAGUGAGUUCUGCAACGCUGUGAGAGAGGUAUAUGAACACGUCUAUGAGACUGUGGACAUCAGUAGCAGUCCUGAAGUGAGAGCUAAUGCAACUGCAAAGGCUACUGUUGCUGCAUUUGCUGCCAGUGAAGGACAUUCUCAUCCUCGAGUUGUUGAGCUACCAAAAACAGAAGAAGGCCUUGGAUUCAAUAUUAUGGGGGGCAAAGAACAAAACUCUCCAAUCUAUAUAUCUCGAAUAAUUCCAGGUGGAAUUGCUGAUAGGCACGGAGGACUCAAACGAGGAGAUCAGCUCCUUUCUGUGAAUGGAGUGAGUGUUGAAGGAGAACAUCAUGAAAAAGCUGUAGAACUGCUGAAAGCUGCUCAAGGAAAGGUUAAAUUAGUUGUUCGAUAUACACCCAAAGUCUUGGAAGAAAUGGAGUCCCGCUUUGAAAAAAUGAGAUCAGCGAAACGCAGGCAACAGACCUAAUGCAGUUCAAAAUUUGAUACUCCAUUUUGCUUUUUAGCUAGAGAAGUUUUACUUGUGACCUACUGAUGGCUGCAAUGCCAAUGAUUGUAAAAAACAAAAUCUUCCCAUGAAAUUCUCCUUGCCAUUUUAUAAAUACCUAUUUUAACAUCAUUUAUGGUUCCAGAGAUGCAUACACUUUUUUCUGAAAAGAAAAAGUAAAAGGUGAUGAGGGCAAUUCUGUCCUGCUGUUUUUACAGGCCUUUUUCAAAUACAGAUUUUGUCAUAAACUUGUUACAGAUUUUUUAAGAUGCUUUUUUAAUAUUAAGAUGUACUUUUACAUUCUUAAUCUUUUUUUAGAAAAAAAUUUUUCUUCAUUUGGCUGCUUAUUUAAAAGUAAGUUCUCCGGUUUUUUUGUUUUUUUGUGUUUUUUUUUUGGUUUUUUGCUUAAUUACUCAAUUUUUUUUAACAAGUGAAAUUUCUUUACGUGUGAAAUUUCCUUAAUUUCCAAGAAUUUAAACAUAAUAGUCUCACCUACAGCAGUUCAUUACACUGUCAAUGUUAACAUCACUGCUGCAUUUUGUACUUUGAACACAUACAUAAUCAAUGAUAAAUCAUAACUCUUUACGGUGGAAGUUUUUUACUUUUAAACAUGAUGUUUAAUGGGUAUUCAUUUAUACUGAUUGUAAAAGUAAAGUUUUUAAACACUGAAACAAUCAUUGCUAAAGUAUGUAUGCUUAAUAUUUGAGCAUUGAGGCUGGAGGACAUAAUUUGGUUGUUAGCAUUACAUUGUUUUCUAUUUAUAUUCAACAGUGUGUCAUAAAUUAUACAUAUAACACAGGAUCAGAGUUCAUCUAUUGCAGAUUUUUAAUGCUAUUUUUAUUUAUACAGUAUUUCGUAUAUUUUGGUCCUUUCACUCCUAGAGAUGAACAACUUCUUUGGUGGGAAAUAGCAUAAGCAAGGAGGAAAAAGUGAUACUUUCAAUUUCACUAGUCUCAAGAGUUAUACGUUCUUACUAGCCCAAUUUAAAGAAUGGAUUUUAAAUAGGAAGAAAAUAGGAUAUAUUUAAGAUGCAUAGAAAUUAUGAGGUGAGUACUCAUAAAAAAUUUGUAGAGUCUGUCAAAAUAAGAACUCAAAAUAUUUGGAUUUAGAGAUGCAGUCUUAAUGUUUCAAAUAUAACCGUGGGGAUUUUAAGAGAGACUCUUAAUUCAUUUGUCCACUGGAUGUCACUGUUUUACCAAAAGGCAGCUAUUAGUGAACAGCUGGGACUAAGGUCUUCCAAAGGCCGAAAUGACAAAGUGGAGGUUCAUUUUAGUUACAACUUAAAGGAACAUUUGUACUUUUAAAAGAAUUUUUAGUGACAGAUGCUAAAAAGAAGGUAAUGGAUUGAAAAUGUAGGGAAUUUGACAUCAUUGUUGACCUGUGUAAAAAGUGGGCAUUUUGUCAUAUUCCUUCAGGAAGAAUAGCAAUGUAUGCUUUUUUCUGCAUGUUUCUGAGCAUUGUGAGUCUUAGAGGAUUAUUCCAGUUUUCACUGAUUUUUCAGAAUAAAAGUCAAUCAGCCUUGUUAUUUAUCAUUUAGGUAUUGAACACUGGAUUGCAUGGUUGAAUGUGUCUUUAAUCCACACAAAAUGUGCUUGUUAUUGAUAGGAUCAUGUUGUUAAAUUGUGUAUUUUCAAAAUUAUUUGAUGUUUUUAAAAAAAUGUUGAGACCAAAGUAGUAUAGAAGAGGUAUGGACUUUAUUUAAUUUAAUUGUAUAAUUAUUAGAGAUAUUUGUUGUAGAGCUUUAUAUAUUAAAGAGAGUUAUUGGUGCAUAUACAAACAGUAAUAUUAUGCUAGUAUUCUUGCAUUAUAGGGUAAGUAAACCCUAAGAAAUUUUAUUUUAGUAGAGCUACAGCUGCAGUAGCUUUUAAGGAUGUAUCAGCAUUUCAUUAUAAAUUACAGCUUCCUGGCUCAGUGUCUCCACUGUUUCAGAACUUUCAGCCAAGUUAAAUCUUUUUUGGUGUUGCAGCUUAGUAAGUUAAGCUAUUUUUUUUUCUUCUACAGUAGUCCACAAUCUGUUCUUUGUGUGAGUUGGCACCUGUUUGUAAUUCUUAUAAUAAGGAUAGUUUAAAGGAACCAAAUACAGUAGUUUGGCUUGCUACAGUUGAGCAUGAGUAGCAGUAAUUUGUUUUCAUUAAUGCAGUUUUUAUAGUGUAUGCCAGAAUUUUAAAUCUUGACCAUAGAAAAUACAGUGAUUCAGUGGCAAUGAUGUAUAGUAGUGGUCCAGUAUAGUGAGGAAAUGAAGGGAAUUUUCAUCUUAUGAAUGGAUGAUUCAUGAAUAAAACUAGGCACACAAUAUAUAUUUGGAAUUUGAUCCAUAAAUUACAGAUAGAAAUUAUUCCCCUUGCCCAAUUUCCAUUUAUUUUCUUGGUAUUAAAAAGAGAUUGAUUUAGUGGUUCUCAACCUUAGCUGCUUAUUAGAAUGCCUGCAUAACUUUUAAAAAAUAUUGUUACCUUAGUCUCAUUCUAUAACAGCUAAAUCAGAAUCACUCUUUUUUCUAAAAAAAAAAAAAAAGCUUUCCAAGUAGUUUUAAUAGAUACCGAGGAGUCAGAUUCACUAGUUUUCCCUAUUAUAAAAUGAUCUGGUUACACUGGACCCUUUGGAAGUAUCAGAAUAGAAUAAUUCAGAUUGCAGCUGCUGAAUGAAUGAUUACAUCUCUUAGCGAUUUCUUUAGGAACAAAAAAUACUUGGCAGUCCUUAUUUGGAAAAUAAUUACAGUCUUUUUUUAUUUCUUUAAAUAAUACCUACCAGUAGUUUAAAUGUAAACUUUUAGUGUUUAUCUUUCUGCCCCCUAUUGCCUUUAAAAUACAUAAAAAUAAGUUGUAUUAUUAGAGAAAGCAUGUUUAAAAAUUGCAGAUGAGAAAUACUGUCAUUGAUAAUUAUGUGCUGUCCUAACGUGGCCACUUUAUCCAUUAGUAUAAUACUGAUUAUAACCUACUUCUUUAGGAUUUGAUGUAUGUGAGACAGAGAGAGAGUGUGUGUUUUAAAUCAUGUCCUCCUCUUCUAAAUUUUUUUGCUCAAGUAUUUAAGUAAUUUGGCUCAAGUGCUUUGUUUACAAUUAAAGUGGAUAUUAUAGCAUUUAAUAGAAGGAAUGGUUAUGGCUUAUCUGACAAGAAUGUUAGCAUGCCUUGGUGUAGAUGUGAAAGAAUACCUGUUGUGAAUUUUUUAUAAUGUGGAAUGAUCGUUGAAAUAUCAAGAACUCUAGUAAUUGCAUUUCCUGAAUAAAUGUAUGUUUAUGAAUUUUCUAAC